GGGCGGCAUACGUGAUAUUCUGAGCCGCACUGUAAAGGGGGCCGUCCCUGUUUAGUGGAGAUCUGCCCGAGGAAGGCCCACCUAGAGAUCAUCUGAAGAUAUCUCCGAUUCAGACGAUACUUUCGCGUGUGGGUGUGACCGGACCAUAAGGGGACAAGUCGAAGGCAAUCUGCAAAAGAGGUAAGGACGACUCUCCAUGUGCCGUCUCAUCGUUCAUGUUGACGGCUAGGCGUAUAGAGGUCACCACCAUUUGAUGGCCGUGCCUGGGAGCGUCGUCGUACAUAUAGUUCGGCCAAGAUGGAUGUGUUUAUGAAGGGUUUGUCUAAAGCAAAGGAGGGGAUGGCUGUGGCCGCAGAAAAGACCAAGGAAGGAGUUGCAGUGGCGGCGGAAAAGACCAAGGAAGGAGUCAUGUUUGUAGGUACCAAGGCCAAAGACAGCGUGGGCACAGUGGCUGAGAAGACCACCGGAGCGAUGGGGAAUAUCGUUGCUGCCACUGGUCUGGUGAAGAAGGACGAAUUCCCAACUGACAUGAACCCUGAGGAGUACGGGCAGGAGGCCAUGGAAGGCCAAGGAGAGGCAAUGCUGGAGCCAGAAGGGGAGGCAUAUGAUGAGUCCCAGCAGGAGAGCCAGGACUACGAGCCGGAGGCAUAAAUGCAAGAGUCCAAACCAUCAUCCAACCAGCAGCACAAUAACAUUUCUAAUAAUAAAAGGACAAAUGCUGAAACUAUUACAACUAUAUCCCUGUUGCAAAAAAAAAAAAUCCAACAAAAAAAGACAAGCAUUCCCAGUGAAAAAUGUUCUUCCUUCAAGACAAAUCUUUUAAUAUUAUUAUAUAUUGUAAAUGUCAUGUUAUUAAUGUAAUGUGUUGGGUGUAGGUAUUUAUUGAAAUGUAGGAUUCGUCCUCUCGGUCUCAUUUCCUUGAUUCCCUCCCAAUGAAAUGAGACCAGAGCCAGGACUUGUGACUUUGUACUCGUGCGUAUCUGUAUCUAGAAAUGUGCAAUAGAUGUUCAUCAACUUCCAAUGAGACAUUGGGAGUGAAAAAAUAACAAUAAAUGAGUAAAUAUGACCUGUUACAAGCAGAUAUGAGAACAAUAAUAUCCUCUUAAAUGUCGAUAAUGCCUGUUUGUGUUUUGAUUUUGUUUUUUUUGUUUUUUUUCGAAUUUCUUUGGAGAUGAGCUUGUUUUUGAAGUAAGAGUUUUUUACAUCGUAUCUUUAUAGUUACUCGUGAAAUCAUUCCACUACACUAUCUGUUAGAAACCAACAGAGUGUACAUGUUUGUGUGUGGGCGUGUAUGUGCGUGCGCGUGUGUGUUUGUGUGUAAUAAAGAUUUUAACAAGUUAAAGUCAGUAUAUUCUGUCUUGGAAUCAUAAUGGUUGUCAUAUCAAUAUGUGCUUUAAAUUGCAGGUCUUGUCACUGUAAAGGUUUCUGUGUUAAGCCAGAUAACAAAUCCUCUGUAAAUAAAAAGUUUGAAAAACAAA
Molecule: messenger RNA, 1478 nt
Organism: Xiphophorus couchianus (Monterrey platyfish)
Lineage: Eukaryota; Metazoa; Chordata; Actinopteri; Cyprinodontiformes; Poeciliidae
Gene: sncb
Product: synuclein, beta
Exons: 6
Coding region: 298-651 (117 amino acids)
Biological process (GO): chemical synaptic transmission; synapse organization; synaptic vesicle endocytosis
Cellular component (GO): neuronal cell body; cytoplasm; axon terminus
Molecular function (GO): cuprous ion binding
Source: RefSeq, a predicted model, not a curated record